Messenger RNA from Cylicocyclus nassatus, 1695 nucleotides. The record is from the annotation of a GenBank genome assembly. Lineage: Eukaryota; Metazoa; Nematoda; Chromadorea; Rhabditida; Strongylidae.
AUGGGAGAGACAGUGCCUUCCGUGAACGUGCUCCAACCUCUUCUAGGGAUUAAAUCAGCUGCAAUGGACGACAAAUCGGCUGCAGAAGCAGCCAACAAUAAUCACGUGAAACUCUCCGAAGUUCAGCUGGUGCAGAGCGAAUUUGGUGCUCCACUAGAUGAGUGCUAUAAAUUAGCGAUCAAGUACUAUAAAGAAAGGGAGAAAGCUGGCGAUCUGGGUGUUUCUUAUGAUGACCGCGUAAUGUUGAUGGCUUUGAGCAAGCAGGUUCGGCUGGGACCAUACGCGGACAAUUCAGACGGCGCUGGCUUUUUCGAUCUCUUGGGUAAUGAUAUCAACAAGGCCUGGCGAGAUCUUGGACAACGAUCUCGCGACGAAUCAAUGGCGAGCUUCAUUUUUCUGAUGGACCGCGUAUGUCCCCCAUUCAAGAACUUCAUUGCUGAACACGCCGAACCACCAGCUGAAAGUUCUGAGUUGCGGCAGCUGGACUCGGCAACGCAUCCACAAGAGCACAAGGUGAACUGGGAAGUCUUUGAAGCACAAAAGAAACAAAUACAAGAAGCUUUGAACGCGCAAACCUUCCAUCAAUUCAGCGCCUACGCUCAACAACAGUUUCCCGGACAACCAGAUCAGCAAGCAGCUUUGAUUCGACAGCUACAAGAGCAACAUUAUCAACAAUACAUGUCGCAGGUUUAUGCCCAACAAGCCGAGGCUGCAGUGCCAGAGAGUGAGCGACGUGCUCCAAACACAAAUGAGAAAGCUGAAGAAGAGCGUGCACGUGAUGACGAUAGCGAUGUCAGCGAUGAAGAACCUGGAGAUGAUCUGCCCUCUAACCCCGAAAUUGCUCCGGCCUCUCUUUGGAAUCGUAAAGAUAUCGUCGAGUUCAAAAAUACCAUCAAGAAAGAGGGAAGCGAGGGAAUUAUUAAAGUAGGGCACGGAGAAACCGUUACGGUUCGCGUACCUACCCAUGAGGAAGGCACAUGCCUCUUUUGGGAGUUUGCAACUGACUAUUAUGACAUUGGAUUUGGUGUUUAUUUUGAAUGGACAAUUGCUGAUAGCAAUCAGGUGUCGAUUCAUGUAAGCGAAUCCGAUGACGAGGAAGACUUUGAUGAAGCAAAUCCAGAAGGAGUUGAAGGAGGUGCACCGGUUGCUCCAGGAAAUCCAGCAGUGGGAGAUGUGGAGAGUGGAGGACCGCAAAAACGUAUUCGUGAUCCGAAUAAGCCACGGCAGGACGAAAUCAUCCCAGUGUAUAGGAGGGAUUGUCACGAGGAGGUGUACGCUGGAAGCCAUAGCUAUCCUGGAAGAGGAGUUUAUCUUCUUAAGUUCGACAAUUCUUAUUCACUUUGGCGAUCUAAAACCCUUUACUAUCGUGUUUACUACAGCAAAUGAAGUGCUGACAAAUACGCUUAAUUAGCACUGUUUUUCUUAUGUUAACCAAUGGUCAUCGUGACAGAAUCAUCAUCGUAAUGUUUAUCGUAUCAAGUCUGUCAAUUUUUGUUGUGAUUUCAAACAUUUAUUUCGCUCUGGUGAUAUGUGCAGUAGUACGAAGUGUACUUUAAUUUUUUCUCUCACAUUUCGUGAAGUGAGAAAAAAUUAACUUAUCGCGGAUUUGUUUUCGUAUUCUUAUGGAUUUUUCUACACAGGUGUCAAUAUUAUUUAUCGCCCAUCUCAGAUGUGCAACCAAUAAUCCUUUCUUUG